UUUUCAAGUUUUAAAAUGAGAUUAGUCUAUUUGCUCGACGAUUUCUCGUGUAUGCGUUUUUGUUAUUGAGUAUUUGAAGCUCAUUUUUUUCGAAAACCGAUCAUUCUGAUCAUUGAUUCCGCAAGUAUCAAUAAUUGAAAAUGAACUCCAAAAUCGCUUUGGUGCUCUUUGCAGCCGUCGUUGCUCUAGCUGUAGCUGACGACUACCCCGAAGGUCAUGUUUCUGGAUAUGCUCGAGAAUUAGACGACUGUCUUUUCACUUGCACAGAAAAAUACGGCAAAAACGGAUACAAAAAGACGUACCCUCCAAAAGAGAAUGAAUGUAAACUGUCUUGUGAGGAAGCUUUCUCGGCCGAAUAUGGUUCUUACGGUUUUUACCCAGAGAAGCAAAACGAGUGCCGCCAAAGAUGUGAUGAGAUUUACGGCGGAAGCUACCCCCAAAAGAAUCCCGAGUGUCGCCAAAGAUGUGGAGAACUUUACGGCUACAGACAUUAAUUUAAAGAAGACGGACAAAAACAUAUUUAGUAAAUCAUUGGCUUCACAUGCUUUUAACUUAGUAUCAUUUCAUUAUUAAUGUGCCUAAUUUUCGAAAUAAAAAUAAUUAUUUUCAAAUAAAA
Molecule: messenger RNA, 616 nt
Organism: Nasonia vitripennis (jewel wasp)
Lineage: Eukaryota; Metazoa; Arthropoda; Insecta; Hymenoptera; Pteromalidae
Exons: 7
Coding region: 141-494 (117 amino acids)
Source: RefSeq, a predicted model, not a curated record